Messenger RNA from Sphaeroforma arctica JP610, 2236 nucleotides. RefSeq lists its product as hypothetical. The record is from RefSeq and is a predicted model, not a curated record. Gene Ontology annotation, cellular component: mitochondrion. Lineage: Eukaryota; Ichthyosporea; Ichthyophonida. Bases 46 to 876 code for a protein of 276 amino acids. The transcript has 3 exons.
AUCAAACUAGUUCAGCCCAUAGUUUAACAAAUAGACCAAGCGAAGAUGCGGAUAUUAACGACUGUCAUUAGAGUGUCCUCCGCGGUACGUCCGCUUCAAAUUGCAGGGAAUAGAUGUUUGAAAGUUGUCAAUCCGUUACAACGCUGCAGGAUGCUGCACAGUUUUCUUGAUUAUUCUGACAAUAGACGGACUAUUGAUAGGAAACCUGAACCCGUACUACUUGCGAGAUGUUUAAGUUAUAAUUCUAGAAUAACACGCACGAUCGAUAGUCCUCAAUCAAGUAAUAGCUCAACUUUAAGUUACUUGGGAACCGCAGCGGCUCAAGACACUCGAUGUCUUCGCAUCGAUAAACUCUUCGCGUCCAGCACUACCAACAAUAACGAACAUAAAGAAAAAGAUACAAAAAGGAAGAAGACUGAUCGGAUGAAGCCGUCCAUCAUCCGCCAGCCCAUCCAAUGGUCUAUGUACAUGUUACAAGAGGGCCCAAGAAUACUUAAGAUGUAUGGUCCUAUCGCGGCUAUCACUUACAGUACUGUGUGGGCAUCUACCCUCGCCGGCUUUUACUUGUUGACUGCCAGAGGUGUGGAUGUGAUGACCAUUUUCAAUGCUGUUGGGCUGGGUUCCAUUGGUAAUCGUAUGGAAGGCGAAGCCAGUAAUUUUUUGCUUGCAUACACGGCGACAACUUUAACUGGACCAGUCCGGAUGGCGCUGUGUAUUUUUAUAACACCUGGGAUACACCGAGCCACUUGGCCUACGAUUAAGCCGCAUUUCCUUAGGGCACAACGACUGUGCUAUGGGCCUGAGGAGAAUACCACUAAACGUUUACAUGAGCAUAAACACAAGAAAAAUACACGCUCGCAUUCACACACCCGAUAAAGAAUACGCACGAGCAAAUGAACGCCCACGUAAACGAGGUAGAUGGGAAUAAGGCGAACAUUAGCCCGAGCGAAAAUGGUUGCUGAGCGAGUUUUUGAUUGGUGUCAGAGAUCCGAUGGAAACACGAGUAUAUAUGUCAGGCGUGCUCGUGCAAGAUUUAGCGCAAACAUAUUUUAUGCGUUGUCUUAAUUUCCCUCCGCGAAUACAAUGAUCAUAGUCAAGCAAUGAGUAAAUUUGCCAGCAGCGACCCUGUAGAACAAUUUGUGCGGAAAACUCAACAACUUGGGCCACAUAGGCACCUGUUGUAUAUUAGUCAGCAAUGCCUGUGAGCAGAUCCCAUUUUGUAAUCAUAAGUCGAUUCUGAUGCAAACGUGCAAAUCAUCGUUGCCUCCGCCUGAAUUGCUAAACUCAUGAGGGAUGCAACGCUUGGAGUCACUGCCUUCCCAAGUAUCUACUACGCAAAGUAAAUGUAAAUUAGAAUACGAGCCCUAGGACCAGGUCGGUGGCACCGAGAUGUGACGUAUUGAGAUAAUUAUAUGCGUCCGACAAUACCAUAUUGCAUGUACAAGUCUGACAAAACCAUAUUGUACGUACGAGUACCGGAUGAUAUGCAGGGUUAGUCAACUAUGCUGAAUUUUGAUAGGCAUUGCAUCAUUACCUGGCAAUGGAAUGCGCCCCGUAUGAGCCCUGCAACACCAUCGUGGCCCUGCUGUGAGUGUUAGUUGGUCUAAACCCGUACCAGACGAAUAAUAUGUUUAAACCUGCAACAACACUAGGUAAUAUUUGAUCAAUGCAAUAUUACAAGCCAUGCUUACCACACGAGUGAGUAGCCCACGUACAUUCGUGAGGCUCAGCUUCGGUUCAUUGUAUGGCUUGUACAAACCCGAACGGCAUUUCUGACAAACAGCAACCGAAAGUGUCAGGCGUGGAAUAAAACUCGUAGUGGAUAGUUUUUCGCAAUGCUCUGAUUUUUCUCGUCCGCAACCAAGUCUAUAUGGCACUGAAAAUCUCUGAAUGAUUUGAUUUAAAGCAUCUUAUUACUCGACAAGUAUCCCUGCUGAGGCAACGGCCAUGGCCAGAAAAGACUUGCAGCUCACCAACUCAUGCCCCUUUGUUCAAAUGACAAUAUCAGGACAAUAUCAGAUUGAACUAACAGAGUGGACGGAGCAAACAAUUCGUGAGCUUGCGUACAAGAGCUUCACUGAAAUCUCUCACUGAUAUUACUCACUGACGUUGCAGUCUCAAAUAUCUCGCCCAAGGAAUCGGCUGCUACUUUACGAUACACCAGUGUUCCCUAGCCACGCGGCUACUUGACUCUACCCUGGCAUGCACAUUGCUGUUCCAUCGUUAAUAAAAACAG